CGAUGACCUCGUGUUCUCAUCAUCUCUAACGACAUCGAACACGACAAUCUCAUGCACGCGUACAACACGACAUGUCGUCUACGGAGAAACCACUCCCUAAUAUACCCUCUGGCUCGCGCGGUGCAAGGCGCAUUACGCCCAACCUCACCUUAACUAUCGACGCUCGCGCGCACCUACACCGGUUCGUUGCGCGUGCUCUUGACGAAGAACUCGACGUUCGCGACAGGGAUACAUGGGCGGAGCGCAUAGAGGCGUCACUCGAGGAACUCGGAGCAAGCAUCUCGCGCGGAGGAUGGCUCGCAGGACUUAAACGAGCCAGGUAUGUGCGCAAGCAACUCCGCGACGAAGAGGAGCGGCAGCGGGCGGAAGAACGCGCGAAGAAGGAGAAAGAGGAAGACGAGAGGACGAGGAACCGGACCACGAAGGGCCGCAGCAGGAUGCGCGAGGUCGUCCUGGACGAUAGCCACGCCGAGGAUGCGCCUACCGAGGAGGAGUGCAAUGCCGCGCUCGACCAGCUCCGGGAACUUGCAUUCAAGCCGUCCAUACCAACACCAAAGCCGACAAUGAAGCACCUGCUCCUCGUGGCUACGGGGCUCAACUCUCAAGUGGACGAGCCGGCGGAGGACAUGGGAUUCAGGUUAGUGCGUCCCGCGGUUGGCUGCUCAUUUAGAGCAGGGGACUUCGCCUGGCCGAGAGUUGCUGCGCCAGUCAACGAGGCGGACGCUGCAAUAUUGUUCGGCUUACAAGAGUGGGACGCUCGUCUCGUGGCUGGCGAAGAUCCUCUGCAGGUCGUCGGGGGCACAUUCCGACUCAAGGGUCUGUCGUCUCUGCCUCAGUAUGUUGCUCUGUGCCGCGUUCUCCGUCUGUCCGUCUUCACGUACCUCGCGCUGCUUCUCGAACAAGACCUGCUUGCCAAUUCGCAUGUCGCGCUUCACUAUCCCAAGCCUGCCAUUCCAUCCCUUCCGUCAUUUCCUACUACAGUCGAGCGCUCUUCCAGUACGCCAAACGUCAAGGACAAAUUGAAGCGCGAGUCGACUCCGGGGCUCUGGUCUUUUCUGACGAAGAAGACCGAGGACUUCAUUCAGCGAGCUAGCAAUGUCGCCCCGGUUGCUGUACGGCGCGGUUCUCUUGAGCUUCCUCUGACUUCCAAAUUCUCUCGACAUACGUCUCUUCCACAACGACCUGACGGCGGGUUUCUACCGCGAAGACUGUCCUUGCUCUCCACUGUUUCCUCUCGGCUGUCUCAGGAGGCCUCCGGCGAGGCCAAUCAGAUGCCAUACACAACCGGUGCACGACGUAUCGACUCGUGGAAGGACCUCCUAUCGACCACCCCGGGCGUCGUCUUUCUGCCGCCGCGAUUCUUACUGGAUAUCGCAGAGCAGGAACGGAAGGACCCCAGUCGGCGCUUAGCCGGAGACGAGAAGGCCGCGCUAUCUAGUCUUCUCGGGUGGCACGGCAAGGAAUCGCUCGUGCGAGGCAUUGUGGGUAUGGCGGGCUUCGUUCGUCACCAGGGACUCUUGGUGCUAUACUCGGAGCAUGUACCUGGCACGAGCUCCCUCGUAUCCCCACCUCCGACACCAGAUCAGUCUACCGGCGCGUCGUCCGCGGAGGCUCACUUCCCUUUGCGCAUCGCGUGCGGCGGACAUCGUCGGAAAUGGCUCCACUACCGGUACUAUGAGCGUGGUCGGCAAUGGGAUGACACUCUUGGAGAAGCUAUCAUGCGGUGGUGUACGACCGCUGAAGAUCCUUGCAUACACCCCGAUUGCCACUUCCAGCGCGCAGAGCACGACUUGCGAUGGAUCCACAACGGCGUCCGGCUCCUUGCAACAGUAUCGCUUCCAACUUCAGGAGAACCUUCCUCCGCAGUCGCCGACGACGACAUACACAUGUGGCACAGCUGUGCGAUAUGUGGAAAGGAGUCGACGAAAGAGGUGAUGCAUGACGGUACACACCUGACAUCGUUCGCGAAGUACCUCGAGCUGUUGAUCUACUCGCCCGCUAUUCACGCCCUGCAGCCACCACUUUGCGAGCAUACGGCCCUUCCUGGCAAGCCUUGGAGUCCGGCGGACCUCCCUGUUCCCCGCGCUCGCUUCAAUAUCCUGCGACGGUUCUCGCACAAAGGGCGGAUAGUGACGCUUACGCUCACCGAGGUGAAGGAUAUAUUCGAGGUCAAAGUCCCCAGGUUGCAGAUUCUGCGACGCAAGGGCGCCGACAAGAAGCCAGCUAAAGGGUCGCCAGAGGGCCUCGGCCCACCAUCCGCUCUCCCUUCUGAAGAACGGCGUGCGCUGCGACGCGAGAUACUGCGGUGGUGGCAGGGCUUGUCAGAACAUAUGGACCAGCUUGAGGACAAGUUCAUUACAGAUAACCCGAGUUCCUUUCACAAGACCUUGCCUCGAUUGCCCUCUGACGAUGAAAGCUUUGAUGACGAAGGCUCGCUUCCGACACCUACUGGACAUGGUCAACCCUUCCCACCUCCCAGCACUCCUUUGACUCCUACCCCGAAGGUGCCGGCAGCAGGUGCCGCACCCACUGGAUAUCCAUUCCUUCCGAUAUCUAUUCCAAUACCAAGGGCCUUCUCUGGCUCUGAGAAAGGUUCCACCUCCACGUCUCCUCUUACCACUCCUCCGGACGAGCGUACGCCCAGCGUCCUCAGUACCGCUACCGAAGAUGUCGACUCCUUGCAGCUGCUCUCGGGGCUCCGCUACAAGUUCCAGCGUACGGAACAAGAGCUCUACGCGGAACUUUCUCAGACUCCGGAGAAGAACCUAAAUGACGCACGACGUUCAUUCUUCACCGCUGCCCGCGGCGCUACCCGUCGGCUCGCGGCAUGGGAGAAGAAGCACUCUUCGCAUCUCCCCGCUGGCACGGACCUGAGCGAUGCCCCGAUCAGCCCAGAGCCAGAGUGGUGGAAGAGUGGAUGCCAUGCUGUCCCGGGAGGAAACGUGAUCGUGAGGGAAGACGAUUGGGGAAGUAUCAUUGCGUUUACUCUGAGCACGGUCGACUACCAGCGCGAGCUGUCGAACAUGAACAGUGGACGCAUCAUCACCCCAGCACCUCCGACGACCCCCUCGAUCACCCGACCGUCGCUCUUCCGCGCGGGCGAGUCACUGAAGCGGCUGGUCUCCUCCGGCACAGUGCCUCAACCAGACCCGGACCACGAUGACGCCGGUUGGCAUGAGGUGGAAACGUACUCCGCGGUGAUCAGUCGCAAAGAGCACCCGCGCGAGCCCGUCUCCCUCAUCUCAAUCCGGGACGUACUCCGGCAGAAGGCGUCAGUGGAUGCGGGCACCUCCUCGUCAAUGUUAUCUCCUGCAGGUUCCGGUAGCUCGAAGUCAAGCGGCAUCGAGACGCCUCGAUCGGUCCGUGCAAAGCCCGCUGUAGAGGUUUCUCCUCUGGCGGCAGGCGGCCGGGUCAGUGGUAUGCCAGAAGCCGUCGAGGCGGCUGGCAAGAUAUUGCAUGAGCUUGAGGCCGUCUCGAAGCCGGCCAACACCUCACAGUCGUCCUUGUCGGAGACAAAUAGCUGGCAUUCGUCUUCGAGAUUUGUCGAGACGAAUAUCCGGCGCGGGAAGGCAUCGUCGAUCGUUUCCGACAGCGAUGGGUCAACCGUUGGCCUAGACAGCGUCGGUAGCGUCACCACUCCUCCACCCCGACCGCCGCCGAAGGACGGUGACGGAGCCGGCAAGAACGUCUUGCCACCAGACCCCGUGCUCGAUUCAGAACCGCCCGCCACACCCAGCAAGCCCGGUUCGAGCACAUUCACUUCCGCAUUCACGAACUCGCUCACCUCCGCCAUGCGCUACGUCAUGAAGCCCGGGGAGCCGCAGCGCCCACCAACCGGGACGCCUCACCAUGGGCUACUGACGACCGAGCACUCUCCCAUCGACGACCGGCCGCACAUCAAGUACGACUGGACGAUCGGCAAGCGUCUGCGCUUCAGCUGUACGGCGUAUUACGCGAAGCAGUUUGAUGUCCUGCGGAAGCGGUGUGGGGUCGAGGACGUGUUCCUGAAGAGCCUCGCGCGAAGCGAGAACUGGGCGGCUGAGGGCGGGAAGAGCAAGUCGAACUUCUGGAAGACGUCGGACAAUCGAUUCAUCAUCAAGACACUCGUGAAUGCGUGGAACGUCGCUGACUUGCAAGUACUGAUCGAGCUCGGGCCUUCGUACUUCAAAUACAUGGAGGCAACUGCAAGCAAGCCUACAGUGCUGGCGAAGCUGCUUGGGUUUUACACGGUCGAGAUCAAGAACCUGGAGAGCGGCACGACGCAGGCCAAAGCGGACCUACUUGUCAUGGAGAAUCUGUUCUACACCCAGAAGAUUGCCAAGAUGUUCGACCUGAAGGGCAUUCAGGGUCGCAAGGUCAAGGCGAGCAGUGGCGCAGGCUCGAAGACCUUGUUUGACGGAGAGUGGAUCGAGGGACAACAGAGGGCGCUGACGUUAGUGCGACCGCACUCAAAGGUGAUCUUACAGGAGGCCGUACUAGCUGACUGCGAGUUCCUUGCGAAGAGUAACAUCAUGGACUACUCUCUUCUGCUCGGCGUCGAUGAGGAGAACAAACAAAUGGUCUGUGGUCUCGUUGACACCAUUGGCAGCUACACCUUCGCGAAGACCCUCGAAUACAAGGCUAAGCAAGGCUUGAACUCGGGCAAAGAAGUGACCGUUGUUCCCCCUCACGAGUACCAGGACCGCUUCGUGAGCGCCAUGGACGACUACUUCCUCGCUUGCCCCGACAAGUGGUCGCGGCCGCUGGAUAACAGUUUCGUCCCGAGCGACUACAGAGAUCUCCCCAGCGUUCUGUAG
Trametes versicolor FP-101664 SS1 is the source of this 4796-nucleotide messenger RNA. RefSeq lists its product as uncharacterized. The record is from RefSeq and is a predicted model, not a curated record. Lineage: Eukaryota; Fungi; Basidiomycota; Agaricomycetes; Polyporales; Polyporaceae. Gene Ontology annotation, molecular function: 1-phosphatidylinositol-3-phosphate 5-kinase activity. The coding region runs from base 72 to 4796 and encodes 1574 amino acids. The transcript has 10 exons. Gene Ontology annotation, biological process: phosphatidylinositol phosphate biosynthetic process. Gene Ontology annotation, cellular component: fungal-type vacuole membrane; endosome membrane.